This is a messenger RNA of Colletotrichum phormii, 2619 nucleotides long. RefSeq lists its product as uncharacterized. The transcript is spliced from 3 exons. The record is from RefSeq and is a predicted model, not a curated record. Lineage: Eukaryota; Fungi; Ascomycota; Sordariomycetes; Glomerellales; Glomerellaceae. The coding region runs from base 1 to 2619 and encodes 872 amino acids.
AUGUCUGCCCCCGCCCCCGUCCCCUCGAAAGCCGCGAUCCAUGCACUUCGAGUACAAAGGAACGCCAUUGCCCUGGCAGUAGAACGUGUAAUCAGCAACCAUUCCGAUGCUAUUGCACAGGCUGCUGGGCUAGAGGAGCUGCUUCGUAAUUCGACGUCUAUCCGGCGCGAGACGGAUAUUCCACCCGCCGCCCUGAAUCUUGUUGGCCGAGUCUACAAGUUUGUGGACCAGUCGCAAGCGCUGCCUGAAUGGUUUUCGGAAUUGUCUUCGCUGCUAUCAAAAGCUUGCCAUCGGUGGAGCGAAUUUCGAAUUGCCGGACAAAUUCUAGAGUUUGGAGUCCAUCAUAAGGUAGCCACUGAGAACGACAUGCUGGCGCAAUGUGUUCUUGAGUUUGCUACAUCUUUGGUCUCCCCGACAACGCAACAGCCUAAGGAAGACCCAUCUGCCCACGAAAGAUUACAAGCAGCGGCAAGGCUGUAUGUGGGCAACUUGCUAUUGCCUCCGCUGGAAAAAUCGAAAAUACGAUCUGGCUACGUGAAAGUGGGCAAAGACUUGAUUAGCCAAGCCCUUGUGGAGGACGACUGCCCCAUUGACGUUGUUCAAACAUUUCAACAAGUUUCUACGUGGAGUUUCGAUAAGCUUGGAACCAUGGUCUGGUUCAUGAAGGAACUUUUCGAGCACAAGCAGCACGCACUGACCAUCGACACAUUUAUCGGAAUCUUCGCCGAGUUGAAAAAGACCUCUGCAUACUCUAAGCGCCUCUGCAUGGGCGUGGCCAAUUCAGUUAUUGCAACCGGAGGUUACCAGUGUCGCGAAGUUCUCCAGACAUUCAACCGGCUGAGGGAGCGCGAUGGAUGGGAAAUGCCAUGGAAAUGGCUAGAAGACUGCAUGUGGGUGCAUUGGAGGUCGACACGCAACUUCACGGAGACGCUUCAGCUUUUCGAAGACGCAAAAGACAACGGAUUUUACGGUAUCCAAGACACUCUCGGGAUUCAAUCGAGGAUGGUGCGAAUCUGCAUCGAGGCUAAUAAAGCCGAGAGAGCAGACUUACUGAUGGAGGAACUUAUAUCUAUACACCCAGAAGCUCAAACCGAUGUUAAGAUACUCGUUCUCAGCGAUUUUGAGGCGAUGAAGACGAUGCAAACAACCAACCCCCACAACGAACGGCACUUCAAGCGCGUGUUUGCGGCAGUACUGGAAACUUAUGCUAAGACUCACACGUGGGGCGAGGUCGAGACAUUCAUGGAAACGUACAUCUCGGAAUUCGGAUUGGGGCUUGACCGCCAUCUGGUCACAUUCAUUGCCGACAGACAUGCAAAAUGUCGCGAUAUACAUGCACUGAAGCAAUGGCUGGUGUUCUGUAGGGAUUCCGGGUACACCGUGGAUGAUAAAUUCUGGAAGGCAAUGUUGGUCAAUUGCCGCCGAGACUGGAAGUACGACGUCAAACAGUUGUCCCAACUGUACCAUGUCAUGAAAGGUGCUGGCAUCAGCACGGCCUUCCCCGGCCUCGAGCAAUGCUACAAAAACCUGACGAAUACGACAAGCCCGCGAGCCAAACAAGUCCGGCUGAGGUCUUACAUGGCGAGCCCUGCCCACGAGAGGGGUGCCUUCGAAUCCAUGAGAGCGGACGCGCAGAUCGGGCGGUGGAAUAGUGUGCUGGCUCUUUACAAGCGUGCGCUCCACAACGGCAUGGGACACACGAGUCGGUGUCUCAAGCUGGCAGUCAGAGCCGUUGUUGAAACCGAAGGCCCUCGAAGCAGACAGGCAAUGUCACUCUUGAGCAGUGCGCAGUCCGAAGGUUGCGACACCAAGGAGGCCAUGUACCCCAUCGUCCUCGGUCAACUCGAGGAAAUCGGAGAGCGCCACGCCGGUAUGGCGGGUGAAGACGGCCGAAGCCCAGCCUUUCCCGAAAUGAAGGCCGUCUUCGACGACCUCCGCCUCAAACACGUCCACAUCGACGACGGCCUGUUCCACCGCGCCGCCCGCAUCUGCGAGAAGCUCCGCCAGUACCGGGAGAUGGUCCAAUUCUGCAUCAUCGCCGCCGAGGUCAACGGCCGCGGCGACCUCUGCUACAGCGCCUACAACUUCAACAACCUUCUCGCCGCCUACGUCAUCCGGCACGAGUACGACAAGGUGCGCUGGCUGCUCGCCGAGCUCCGGACGCGCGCGUAUCGCACUUCCAGGGAGGUCAGGUACCGCCUCUACUGGGCGGUGCAAUACCUCCGGAGGGCCGCCGAAUCCGACAAGGACGAGGCGCUCAUCCAGUCCGACAUCGAGAUCCUGACUCUUGUCCACGAGACCCGCGAGGCCUUGAGAAAGGAGAACCUCGACCAGAAGAUGAAGGUUAAGGAGGUUCUCCUGGACGCCAUCUCCCACAACGCUUCUAGGCCCAAGCCCACCGGCAAGGCUGACAGUCUUGCACCGGCGGCCUUUGAAGAAGAAGACAGUAUGACUUUUGCGCCUGCUUCUGCCCCUGUCACGCAGCCGACGCGGGUCAGGAGGGUUCAAACCAAGCGCGAGGGGCCUCUGGACUCCACGACGAUGCCUGGAGGUUCGAACGGGACCGAGUCGCAACCGGCGAAGAGAGCCUAUUCGUGGAGAUCGACCACACUUAGAUAG